GCAAUACCAAAAACAAAAUUGAGGAUAAAGACGCAAGAUAUUAGGACGCAAUCCUUUUGGUUAGAAAAAGCUACGGACAAUCGCCGUGACAGUUGUAGCACCGCCUCCCAGGAGGUCCAAAAUCAAAGAUGAACCUGUAUGAGGAGCUCGCGGCUGACCUUGGGCAGCGGCGGAAGCAGGAGCAGUCGCUUAUCGGUGCGAUGCUGUUUGUGCUGUCGGGCAUGCUGCUUUAUCUACUCCUGACGUCGCUUUACUAUCUGGCGAAAAGCUAGUAAGAUAUACUGAAUCGAAAAGAACGUCCUGGUGGUACAACAAGCUUCAUUGUUUCGUUUUGUGUUCGAUGUUGAUGCCUGGGUGGAUCGUCUACACAGCACAGCAUUGGCAUUGUUUCACACUCACUUCUAAGAAGCAUCGAUCCCCGAAAGCUAUUCCAACACCUGCUCAUUCCAACAAUCUUGUUCAUUUAGAUAUUCCGUUUCCGAUGAAUGUCCACAAGAUUGUACAGGAUGCUUUCGCACCAAGAUUGUUUCGAACGAUUUCCCCAUUCUGGUCCCACUCCAAGAAUGAUUGCGACCGUGAAGGCUGAAGGUGGUGAUUACCAUUUAUUUUUAUGCUUGAUAGAAAAGAAGAUUGAUACUGCGAACGAGUCUCGGAGGAGCUACACAUAUUUGCAUCCUUCAUAAAGAAUCAAAGGAAGAUUGACUUUGACGCGAGUCAUCGGAAUUCUAGCUGGAAGAUGUCGUUUUGCAGAU
This is a messenger RNA of Amoebophrya sp. A25, 752 nucleotides long. Lineage: Eukaryota; Dinophyceae; Syndiniales; Amoebophryaceae. The record is from the annotation of a GenBank genome assembly.